CAUUUUUCUGCCACUCGUUAUUUUGCCUGGCUGCCUUGUUCAGGAUGGACAGGAAAGAGUGUUGUGUGAAGCUGUCGGUCCAGCCAUCCAGAGGGCUUGUGGAUGAGAAGUUUAUCAUCUUGGUCCAGAAUGCCUUUCCUGGUUACCAGCUGACCAUCCAGGCCCUCCACACCUGUGACCAUGGAAACAGCUGGCAGGCGUUUGCUCACUACACCACCAGUGAUACUGGGACUGUUAAUGUUUCAGAGGAUCCCAGUCUGGGCGGGACAUAUUCUGGAGUUGAACCAAUGGGUCUACUCUGGAGCCUCAGACCAGUUUCAGGUAGCAAACCUGGGCUCCGGAUGAGGAAGAUCAAUGUCCAGACUCCCAUGGUGGUCAAAAUCUCUGUGUACCAGGGUCAUCAGACUGAGGGCUUGGUGGAUCAGGUGCCACUGGCUGGUGUGGUGGUGGAGCGCUGGUACAUGGCACCUGGUGUCCGCAGGAUCCAGAUCACAGAGGAAAGACUCACUGCGACCCUUUUCCUCCCCUCAGGACCGGGACCUUUCCCCGGCGUCCUGGACCUGUGUGGGGCUGGAGGGAAGUUGGAGGAGUACCGCGCAGCACUGCUGGCCUCCCACGGCUUUGCUGCCAUGGCCCUCGACUAUCUGACACCUAAAGUGGUCAUGGAAACUGGGAAGAUGGUGGACGACACAUACUUUGAGAAGGCCUAUGGAGUCCUGGAGCGGCAUCCUCAGAUCCUCAGCAGCAGGAUCGCCAUGUUGGGUCUUUCCUUUGGCGCCUCUGUCACCCUCAGAAUGGCUGUUUACUCCAAAGUUAUGAAGCUCAGGUGUGCAGUGUGUAUUAGUGGGAUCCAUGUGCAACCGGUUGAUCGACCUGUGAUGCAAAUAUCAAGAUACUUCAAUCAAGUUGAUCCAAAGACUCCGGUCACCAAGGAGAACCACGUAAUCUGGCGAAAUUGGGCCCUGCCCAUCACCACAGACCCCUCACUCAAAGUGGAUGUGGGAAGACUCCAGUGUCCUCUGUUGCUGGUUGUAGGUGAGGACGAUCAGAGCAUGGCCAAAGAAUCUGCACUGGAUAUGAAGGAGAUGAUGGAGCGGGCCGGGAACAGUCACCUGCUGACUGUCCUGUCGUACCCAAACACCGGUCACCUGAUUGAACCUCCGUUCACGCCGUUUGCCCGAUUCAGCAACUUACCUUCAGCUCAAUCAUCUGGGAGGAUGAUGCUUCUGUUGGAUGGAGAGGUGGUGGCACAUUCUCGUGCUCAUGAAGACGCCUGGAGGAAGAUGCUGAACUUUCUGAAGGAGAAUUUGUAUGGCGGCACAGAUUCCCACUCAAGAUUAUAGAUGUUAAGUUCAGGUGCCUCUGGUUUAGGAAGUAUAAGCACCAUUGAUUUUCCGCAUAAAUAAUUUGAAAUUACUUAAAAUUUGUUUAACAUUAGCUUAGGACACACUACCAUGAUAUCACAAUAAGUCAUACAUAGUACCACACCCUUCUCUCCUCUCACCUAACAAUAGUACAUAACUAACAUUUUUCUCACUAACCCUGAAGAUGAAAUGUGUAGCUAUUGUUCCACCAUGUCAUUACAGUUGUGUGUAUCGGGAUGUUGUUUUAACUACUGUCCUUGCUUAUCCAAGAUAGAUAGCCAAUAACUGCCCAGACAUUACAAACUGAAUGAACUGACAAAUGAACUGUCAGCUGUGGAUUACUUGUUGUUAGCUCGCAGAAUCACACGUCCAGCUGACCAUCCAGGCCCUCCACACCUGUGAACAUGGACACAGCUGGGAGGCGUUUGCUCACUACACCGCCAAUGAUACCGGGACUGUAAACGGUAAUUCAGGAAAAUGAAUGUAAAAAUGUAUGCAUUGUGAAUUUGUGAACAACAGAAAAAAAACAUAUUUUGUUAAGAAACUAUGGAAUUGCAUGAACAGAAAUAGACUGAGAAAGUAUUUGUGUGUAAUUGGCUGUUUUGGUUUCAUGAGGAUUCUUUUUUUUUUUUAAGUAUUUGCACAGGGUUAAUAUUUACACGAGCAGUUGACAAUUUCAGGCCAUGAUGUUGAUAACAAGCAGAAUUGGCUUCAAUGCAGGACUUUCCUGGAAUUUCCUUUAGUGGUGUGUAUCCUGUUUACUAAGGUUAGUAACUGUAUCAAAAUGUUCCACAAAAACAGACUUUUUUCCACUGUAUAUAAGAACUGGUUGACCACUAUAAUGAAGCUCAAAUAAUACUUUGGCUCAAUGCAGGACUUUGAACAUUUCCUUUAGUGGUGUGUAUUCUGUUUACUAAGGUAAAGAAUAAAAGUACUUUCUCCACAACUGUAUCAAAAUGUUGCACAAAAACAGACCUUGUCCACUGUAUAUAAGAACUGGUUGACCACUUUAAUGAAGCUCAAAUAAUCAAGACAACAUUUGUUACAACCACAAUACUCGUGCAUCCAUGUAGAAGAGAAAAGUGGCAAAAUGUUUCACUGUUGAAUGGCAAUUUUACCAAUUCUUAGCUGUAGUAAAAAAUAAAUGUGUAAAACAGGAGUUGGCCUUUGCCGACUUCAAACAUAAAUAAUAAAAAUUUCAAGCAUUUUG
Molecule: messenger RNA, 2574 nt
Organism: Centropristis striata (black sea bass)
Lineage: Eukaryota; Metazoa; Chordata; Actinopteri; Perciformes; Serranidae
Product: bile acid-CoA:amino acid N-acyltransferase-like
Biological process (GO): acyl-CoA metabolic process; fatty acid metabolic process
Molecular function (GO): fatty acyl-CoA hydrolase activity
Source: RefSeq, a predicted model, not a curated record